Molecule: messenger RNA, 747 nt
Organism: Patiria miniata (bat star)
Lineage: Eukaryota; Metazoa; Echinodermata; Asteroidea; Valvatida; Asterinidae
Product: C3 and PZP-like alpha-2-macroglobulin domain-containing protein 8
Exons: 2
Coding region: 63-413 (116 amino acids)
Source: RefSeq, a predicted model, not a curated record
GUUCGGUAUUCACUGAAGCCAAGUUACCACGCACCUUCAAAUUCCUGCUGGAACCCUUCAGCAUGCCUUUCCGGUUGGACUUCGAUGUGAAGAUCAAGCAGGGUGCUAGCAUAGCCCUGGCUGAGCAUAAUACUGACGAGUCCGUCUUUGCCGAAAUAAACAUCGGUGGGAGAGUGAAUACCUUGGCGAACGUGAGACCAUGCUACUGGAUCUGUCUGAAUAUAGUGGCUACACAUGAGGAACAAGGGUUGGUCAACGCCAGUGAGUACCGCCCUUUCUGGAUCGACUACAAAGGGGGCGUGGUCAGGAUCGGUAAAGGAGGACAGGAGGCGGCUUUCGUGGAAUGGGACGCCGGAGCAUACCACCAGCGAGUACCGACUCUCGUGCACUUUGGUGUCGCUGAUAGGUUCUGAACAUGUUUUUGGGGGAUUUUGUUUGGUGUUAUUAUUGGAAACGAACAAAAUGCAUGAAAAGCAAAUGAUCCUAAAAAAUAUGCCUUUAAAAUAACAAGGUAUGUAUAUAUGGUUUCUAUAACAUAGCAAUUUAACUAGUGUUAGAAUUUGUGAAAAUAAUUCUGCAUCAACAAAACGAUGUGGGUAUAUAAAGGUUUUUAACAUUGUGGAGUAUUACAUUGUAGGUUGUCCUAGCUAUUUUAAAAGAUUAAAAUUCACCAACUCUAUAUAACAUUCAAUUUCGUCCACGAAAAAGGUCACACACUUUUACCAAAACCAUUUAGUCAUAUACCAU